CCCCGAUCCCCUAACAUGGGCAGGGCCGCCAUCCUGACUGGCGGCCAUCAAACAAGAGCGCCAGUUGGUGGAAAGCGUGCGCGAAGGGAGGUUGUUGUCGGGGGUGCGGCUACAUUUUUCACUUUUCUUACUAAGUUCCGUGUGUCGCUCGCCGCAAACAUGCCAAUACUGGGAAGCUGUUGCAUCUGUUUGGACCUGAAGGUCGGCACGAAGAUCAUCGGUAUCUUGAACCUGAUUGGUGCCAUCUUCAGCUCCCUAUCCAUGGCGAUCAGCUUGGUGAUGGUGAUGUUCCUGGACGCCGGAGUGUCCACCGCCAAGGCCGUGAAUGAGAUCCACAGGUCCAGAAUGAACGACGACGAUUACAUGGACACUCAGGACCAGCCCAAACAGAUCAUGGAGCUUGUGCAGGAACAUCUGAGCUACGUCAAGAUCGCCCUGUACGUGAUGCUGGCGUUGGCUCUCCUUCUCAUCAUUACGAGCUCAAUGCUGAUCCACGGCGUGCGAAGGGAUCGCCGUGGCCUGCUGCUGCCUUUCAUUGUGCAGCAGCUGGUGAACAUCGUGGUGUUCGUGGGCCUGGACAUCGCAGUGCUCGUCCUAUUCGGCGCCCACAAGGUGAUCAUCGGCAGCGUUCUCUCCAUGCUGGUGGGCUGCCUCAUCCAACUCUACCUGGUGCUGGUGGUCGUGUCGCAGUACCAGGCUCUCGGGCUGAUCCGCAUGCAUGAGGAGAUUAGCAUGAAGUGAGGAGGAGAAGGAGGAGGUGGAGGUGGAGGAGGAGCCUGAAGGUGUGAGGCUCGACAGACUCUUGUACUCGGUGGAUACGACAUCUUUUGUAGGUCACUCUUGUCUCUCACAGAUUUUGAUACCGUUUUGUUUUCAUCCGUGUCUCUCCUGGUUGGUUGAAGGCGGUGGUAUAGAUGUUGGAUGUGGACAUUCUUUCCCCCCAUUCAAACCAUAUUUGUGUAGUGCAUUUGUACAUCUUUUCUUGUCGCAUUUAGGUGUUGUGAUGUAAGAUUCACCUCACAAGGAACCUAUAGUUUUGUUGUCGUGUCUAGUGUGUAUCUAGAUUUUUAACGAAAACUGAAACUCUUUCAGAUUCUAAAUUGUAGACAGAUAUUCCCACGAAUCUUUAAAGUGUUAUACGGUAUCUUUUACAGUAUUUCAAUAUUUACUUGACUGUUAUUGAGUUCACAGUUUUUACAGUACGUACUUAUUAUAUAGUUUUCUUUAUAAGAAUUAUAUGAUCUGAGUAGUAUGUAGAGUGAAAUUUGAUGGUCCUAUAUUUAGAGAGUUUACAUUCAUCCAAUGUGUGUGUGUGUGUGUGUGUGUGUGUGUGUGUGUGUGUGUGUGUGCGCCGCAGGCCGGCGGGGUCAAGCCCUGCCGGAGUCGCCUCAGGGCCGCGCCGCCCGCCGCCAGGAGUCAAGUGUUGCAUUUACACCUCAGUGUCUUGGUAAUAACUUAGGCAACGGCCACUUCUCCUGUUGGCUGAUCUGCUAAUUAGUGUUUUAUACAAUUAAUGUUAAUGUUCACCAUAAUUUAAUAAUAGAUAUUAUAUAUUCAUAUUAGUUGAAUAGUAUGUCGAAAUGUAAUUGCUAAUGUCAUAUAUAUAUAUAUAUAUAUAUAUAUAUAUAUAUAUAUAUAUAUAUAUAUAUAUAUAUAUAUAUAUAUAUAUAUAUAUAUAUAGACUGCUGUAUUUUCUAAAUACACUCGAAUCGUCA
Messenger RNA from Scylla paramamosain (green mud crab), 1715 nucleotides. RefSeq lists its product as uncharacterized. The coding region runs from base 16 to 741 and encodes 241 amino acids. The record is from RefSeq and is a predicted model, not a curated record. The transcript has 5 exons. NCBI's taxonomy places the organism in Eukaryota, Metazoa, Arthropoda, Malacostraca, Decapoda, Portunidae.